GCCACGAAUGUAACAUAUCAAGAUAGGAUAGCCGCAUUUGGUCCACGUCUUACUGACGAAGGUCUUUUUGGCAACCUUGUAUCUGUAGGAACAAUCGAGAAUGAGGGUGACAAUCAGAAAGGAUGUAAUAGGCUUAAAAAAAAAUACGAUAAUGAUAAAUGGAUAGCUCUUAUUGAACGCGGUCAGUGUUCUUUUAUCGAUAAAGUGCGAAACAUGCAAGCAUCCGGGGCUAUUGCCGUCGUAGUUGGGGACAACGAACACAACGGUCUGAUUACUAUGUAUGCCACUGGGGAUACUUCUGAUGUAAAAAUCCCGUCAGUAUUUGUUGCCCAAACUGAAUAUAGAGACCUCAAAUCUCUCUCAUUGAUUGCUAAAGCGCCGCGUCAAAGACGCAAACAAGAUAUUACCCCUCAACAGGUUGUCGACAACCUUCCAACGAAAAUCUUUUAUCGCUCAAAGAGGCAAGAUAAUGAACCACAAGAAUGCGUCAUUUGUUUAGAAGAUUUUGUUGAUGAAGUCGAGCUAAAAAUUAUGCCUUGCAAACAUGAAUAUCAUGUCGAAUGUAUCGAUAGUUGGUUAAAAACAAAGAGAUUU
Messenger RNA from Cetraspora pellucida, 594 nucleotides. NCBI's taxonomy places the organism in Eukaryota, Fungi, Glomeromycota, Glomeromycetes, Diversisporales, Gigasporaceae. The record is from the annotation of a GenBank genome assembly.